UGUCUGCGUCCAGAAAGUAGUCAUUAGUCAAAUGUUGUUUGACGUAAAUUUGAACACUCUGUUAGGUUGCUAGUGCGUGCAUAUGACAAUGCAUAGUCGCCGAGUAGCGCAGAAGCUAAAUUUUUUGUUAUACCGACCAUUUUUAACUUGUGGGGCUAAAAAGUACGUGAGCCGUGAAUAUGGAAAAGUAAGUGCAGCAAUUGUUGAUGAGUUGACAUCUGCAUUAGGAGCUGAAAAUGUGAGUACAUCAGUUGCUGUAAGGGAGCACCAUGGUCAUGAUGAGUCCUUUCACAGCUCCAAACCACCUGAAGUUGUUGUAUGGCCAACCAACGUUGAGUUAGUUUCGAAAGUCGUUGGCCUGUGCAAUGAAAAUGCCAUACCAGUAAUCCCAUUUGGAACCGGUACUGGUAUGGAGGGUGGUGUUCUUGCUGUCCAGGGUGGGAUUUGCAUAAAUCUUACUAAGAUGGACCAGGUAGUGGAUGUGAGUCCUGAUGACUUUACAGCAACUGUGCAACCUGGAGUUACUCGCAUGGCUCUGAAUGCGUACUUACGAGACACUGGAAUGUGGUUUCCCAUAGACCCUGGGGCAGACGCAUCACUGUGUGGCAUGGCAGCAACCAGCGCAUCGGGAACAAACGCUGUCAGAUACGGAACCAUGCGUGAAAACGUCGCCAACAUGGAGGUUGUGCUGCCAGAUGGUAGAAUUCUGCAUACAUCUGGAAAAGGUAGAGCCACUAAGAAAACGGUUGCUGGUUACAACCUCACCAACUUAUUUGUUGGCUCGGAGGGUACACUAGGCGUCAUCACGCAGGCCACACUACGUCUGUACGGGAUCCCGGAGUCCAUGGUCUCGGCUAUCUGUUCAUUUCCUGACAUUAAGUCAGCGAUAGAAACAACAGUACAAAUCCUACAAUGUGGCAUACCAAUUGCCAGGAUAGAAUUUCUGGAUGAGGUGCAGAUGGAUGCGUGCAACCGCUACGGCAAGCUUGACUAUAGAGUGGCGCCAACACUGUUCCUUGAGUUUCAUGGCUCAGAGAAGACGAUAAAUCAGCAAGUCACAGAAGUUGGUUUUUCUUCAGGCGAUGUUGUGCGUGAGAAUGGAGGCACAGACUUCCAGUGGGCAGAGGAUGAGGAGGAAAGGAAGAGGCUAUGGCAGGCUCGUCAUGAGGCGUGGUAUGCAGCCAAGGCCCUGGCUCCCGGAUGCACUGCAUAUUCGACAGAUGUUUGUGUACCACUGUCUAAACUUUCAGAGGUUAUUGUGGAGUCAAGGAAAGACAUAGAAGCAGCUGGUGUUAAAGGUCCUAUGAUUGGUCAUGUUGGUGAUGGAAACUUUCAUGCACUAUUAUUGGCUGAGCCGACCAAACCAGAUGCUAAACAGACAGUCAUUAGUCUAGCCAAAUCAAUUGCCAGGCGAGCAUUGUCAGUUGGCGGCACAUGCACAGGUGAACACGGCAUCGGCCUCGGGAAACGUAUGUUCCUUGAGGAUGAGCUGGGAGCAGUCGGUGUCGCUGCCAUGAGAAUGGUGAAGCGUGCGUUUGACCCCAAUAACAUCAUGAAUCCUGGUAAAGUUUUACCGUCCGGUGACGAUGAUAGGGAAGAUGGAGAGAGUGUAAAACUACAGUGAGGACACCUAUAUGCAUAGACAGGAAACUUGUCGGUAUUAUCUUGUAAGAGGAAGGAAACUUGCCCAGCUAACUGGAAUGCAGGUUACACCACCUAUGUGAUAUUUUUCUAGUAGCAUUUGUUACAGGACAUCAGUUUCCAUUGUGAUGAAAUAUUGCAAUCAAAUAUCGUAGUCUGACAACAGGCAUAUUUAUUCAAGCUUUCUAUUUUGCCGUAUUCCUAUCAUGCAGAAAUAAUUAGCACUCGUGUAUAUUUUUUAGUGUAGUGUCACAUAAUCAUGGCUUAUGAUAGAGAUCAAGAGAAUUCAACAUUACGGGUAAAAAUACCUUGUUUGGUAGAUGACGUUUGAUGCACUAAUUUGCGCUUAUUGGCAAUGUCCUCUGUAAUCAGCAACACAUCGUACACACGCACGCACGCACGCGCACGUACGCACGCACGCACGCACGCACGCACACACAAACGCACGCACGCACGCACACACACACACACAUACACACUAAAUGCAUAUGAAUUUGUAAGCAGGGCCAAUCCAACAACUGUUAAAACUAUUCAUCGUGAUUCAAAUUAUAAGUUAAAGGAAUAAUAUGGACAUUGAUUAUGCAAUGUUGACGAAUGCUAGAAUAACUGGCACCUUGUGUA
This is a messenger RNA of Priapulus caudatus, 2262 nucleotides long. Its product is annotated as probable D-lactate dehydrogenase, mitochondrial. The transcript is spliced from 11 exons. Gene Ontology annotation, cellular component: mitochondrion. Lineage: Eukaryota; Metazoa; Priapulida; Priapulimorpha; Priapulimorphida; Priapulidae. Gene Ontology annotation, molecular function: FAD binding; D-lactate dehydrogenase (cytochrome) activity; D-lactate dehydrogenase (NAD+) activity. Gene Ontology annotation, biological process: lactate catabolic process. The record is from RefSeq and is a predicted model, not a curated record. Bases 83 to 1624 code for a protein of 513 amino acids.